GUCAGGCAUCGGCUGGGCAUCUCGUUGAAGGACGGUCAGUAGAUCAGUGAUGUGAUGACCUCCACAGCUGCAGGAACUGGGUCUGUUUGUCUCAUUGUCCUCAGGGUCGAGGACGAGACAGGGAUCAGAGAAACAGAAUCCUAUUAGCAUAUGGGCCGUUCACAUGUAAUGCAAGUGUCAUAGGUUAUAGUGGUUUAAGUCAGCUCGGUUCCAGACAGGCUAACUAUUGCGGCAUAAGUAUAUUACCCAUAAGAGGUAUGUGAGUUCUUUGUUCUAGACAAACUAACUAUUGAGGGAUAAGUACAUUUACUGGACAUUUUAUGUGAAUGCUUUGUUAAAGAAGAAUGUCUUAAGUUUAGCUUUAACUUGACUAAAAUUGUCAUUUUAGUUCAACCAAAAAUGAAAAUCCUUUCCUUAUUUACCAACUCUCAUGUUGAUCUAAACCUGAAUGAGUUUCUUUAUUCUGUGGAACACAAAAGAAGAUAUUUUGAUAGUAAAUGCAUAAACUAACAUGAACAAACAAUGAACAAUAUUGUUUUUCAGCAUGUAGAUUCUUGUUAAUCUUAAUGUCAAUACAGUUAAUCAUGCUAGUUCAUGGUGCAUUCAUUAAUGUUAACAGUUACAAUGUUUAAUUUUAUAUUAGUAAAUACCAAAAUUAACAUGAACUAAGAAUAAUAAAUACUGUAGAAGUUUUGUUCAUUGUUAGUUCAUUUUAGCUAAUUCGUUAAGGAAUUGUUAUCAGAUACAACCUUUUUGUAAAGUGUUACUAAAACUGCUCAUCAAGCAUGUAUGUGUUAGCAGCUCUUGAAGUCAGUUUUUUUUUAAAUCACAAAUAAUGUGUCCGUACUCUGUGGGUGUCAGUUUUACCCAUCACAUUUAUGUGAUGGUAAAGUUAAAAAUCAAAAUCUAGUUUAAUUUAAAAACUGGGAAGCUCUUGCCAUACAUUUUAAAGGCAGUUAUGCAUAUUUGUGAAUGCUGUCAUGUAUUCUACAAUGCAAAAGCUAAUACAUACAAUGCACGUGUAAAAAUGUACUAACAUUAAUCAUUUAGCCUACAAACACUUUCAUACUUUUGCUCAUGCUUUUACGGUGUGUACAAUGUGAACCUGUGAUGUAUUUCCUGUAUGAUAUUUCUUGGGUGUGUACCUGCUUACCAAGUUGCUUACAAUAAUAAAUUAUUAUAAAGAUAUAAUAAAGAUGCAUAUUCAACAGCCCAGUUUUGCACUCUAUAUACAUUCAUUUGUCUUUUGUAUGUUUAGUAUACUGUAUAAGAGCAAAACAUUUUCAGUGUGGGAUUUACUGGGGGAAUUGCUCAACAUAAAUAAGGCUUGAUCCCCCUUCAAAGACAUCAAAAUCUAGAUGUAUUGUUUUAAUGCAUUUAUCGCAUAUGAAGCUGUACAGCAUUUGCAUGAAAAGCCUAAUAUAUAAUAUAGCAUGUAAAGUGCAAUAAACGUUUUUUCUCAUACAAUAUUAGUUAGGUGCCCCCACAUUUACCACUUCUUACAUUGCAUGUUUAGUCAAGAUUCAAAAUAAUUCGUUGUCAGACCAUAGUUUACUUCCUGAGACUACUUCCUCAUGCAGUGCCCACUAAGCACACCUCAAAUUUCAUAUUCACAUCAGCCACUGUGAGAUGAUGGAGAACAUGAAUGUUUCCAACAAUUCUCUUGUUGGCCAUACUUCAGUGGGUAUGCUAGUGUCCAGCUCCGUUUUGGGAAUGUGCUGUGUGCUGGGUGUACCGGGUAAUGUAGCAGUGCUGGUAAUGCUUGCCCCACAUUUAAAGGAGGACAGCAUCACUCCAAAACUGAUGAUGAGUCUGGCCGUCUCUGAUCUGCUGAGUCUGAUUUCCCUGCCUGUGUGGAUCUACGCUCUACUGAAUGGUUGGAUUUUUGGCCAAGGUCUGUGCAAGAUCUUGUCCUAUGUAGUGUACUGGAGCUUGUACAGUAGCGUGCUUUGCGUCACCUUGAUGAGCGUGCAGAGAUACAUACAGGUGCUGUAUCCACAGCGGUGGGCUAAGCUUGGAAGAAGUGGACAUUAUGGGCUCAUUUCUGGGAUUUGGACAUUAAGUAACAUUUUUGCUUCCUAUGCUCUUGUUUACCGAACGGUUAAGAAGACUGAUGGGAAGUUACACUGCUACCAAUCCUACAGAGACAAUCAAGAAAAAACAGCUAUUUUACUUUUAGAGACUUUGGUAAUGUUCUUUGUACCUCUCUUAAGUCUUCUCUGCUUCUACCUUCGACUUCAUCGACGGAUACGUCAAUCAACCUUUAGCAGUAACAGGUUGACAAAACUGGUGGUCAGAAUUAUAGUGACUUUCUUUAUUUUCAGCACCCCAUGCAUGAUUAACAAUGUAGUCCAAAUAGCAGUGCCAAAAAAAUUAGAAGUAAGCAACAAUGUUACUGGGGCUCUUUUCUUCAUCAACAGUUGUGUUAACCCCUUCCUUUAUGCCUUUUCAGCUCGAAUGCUACAAAGCCAAAGACAGCAUUCAGACCAGGCACAUGCCUCAGAAUAAAACUAUGUAACAUAUUCUCAGUGCAAAUCAGGUCAGCGUACUUGGCUUUAGUUUCUGUAAAAUGAGGAUCUGUCUUUAAUACUUGACUACACUCUAAGAAAAGAUGUGUUAAUUUUUUUUUACAUAUUUUUCGUGUUAUGCUAUUUAACACAUUUUGUGUCAUUUUAACACGUGUGUCAUUUUGUGUUAAAAUAAAUAAAAGCGACAAACCAAUUAAUGUGUGUAUUUUGGGACACCGGAUUUAGUGUUUUGUCCCAAAACUAACACUGAAGAGUCUAUGUGACUACUGUUUGCUUAAUAUAGGAAGGCUCAAGAUUAUUGUACAUGUUUUCCAUUUGUAUUUUAAUUCAUUUUAUUCAAUUUUAAUAUUUUUGUAGUUCAUUUCACAGUUUCGCAUUGAUGCAAAGCAGCUAUACAGCAAAUGCAUAAUGAAAACAGUAAUGAUUAACAAAAAGUACACUCUUAGAACAGAUUUGUUAAAAAACACACAUUAGUAUUGAUUAUGGGACAACACACUAAAUGCGUUGUCCCAGAAU
Misgurnus anguillicaudatus (oriental weatherfish) is the source of this 3044-nucleotide messenger RNA. NCBI's taxonomy places the organism in Eukaryota, Metazoa, Chordata, Actinopteri, Cypriniformes, Cobitidae. The record is from RefSeq and is a predicted model, not a curated record.